This is a messenger RNA of Poecilia latipinna (sailfin molly), 2619 nucleotides long. RefSeq names its product protein HID1-like. The transcript is spliced from 19 exons. Lineage: Eukaryota; Metazoa; Chordata; Actinopteri; Cyprinodontiformes; Poeciliidae. Gene Ontology annotation, cellular component: Golgi trans cisterna; membrane; Golgi medial cisterna. The coding region runs from base 75 to 2492 and encodes 805 amino acids. The record is from RefSeq and is a predicted model, not a curated record.
CUCUGAGUUGAGAUGAGGAGAAAUUAUCAGCAGAAUCCGCAGGUAGGAGGACGCGGCUGUUGGACACAGAAAAAAUGGGAAACGCUGACACUAAGCUUCACUUUAGGAAAGCGGUGAUCCAGCUGACGACCAAAAUUCAGCCUGUUGAAGCCACAGACAACGUGUUCUGGGACCAGUUCUGGGCCGAGUGCUCCAUCGCCGUCCAGGAUGUUUUUGCUCUGGUGCCUGCAGCAGAAAUCCGAGCUGUCAGAGAGGAGUCUCCAUCCAACCUAGCAACCCUGUGCUACAAGGCAGUGGAGCGGCUGGUUCAAUGUGCCGACUCUGGCUGCCCCUCGGAGAAGGAGCGUCAGAUCGUGCUGAACUGCACCCGCCUUCUCACCCGGAUCCUGCCGUACAUUUUUGAGGAUGCUGACUGGAGGGGCUUCUUCUGGUCCACCAUUCCUGGCACGAAAAAAUCCGGGAGUUUGGACGAAGAUGCUGAUGAGAAUGAAGCUCGGCCGCUGGCUGAAUCCUUGCUGCUCACCGUCGCUGACCUGCUCUUCUGUCCAGAUUUUACCGUCCAGAGUCACAAGAAGAACAACCCGGAUGCCUCAGAGGAAAUGCGAUCCAUAGAUAGCUGUGAGUACAUCUGGGAGGCCGGGGUGGGCUUUGCUCAGUCGCCUCCCCCGAAUUACAUCCAUGACCGGAACAGGACAGAGCUGCUGAAGCUGCUUCUCACUUGCUUCUCUGAAGCCAUGUAUCUUUCUCCUUCAUCUGAGACCCAAGUGCUUAACCCCUGGGUCUCCUUCUUCUGUUCUGCAGAAAACAGACAUGCCUUGCCGCUCUUCACAUCCCUGUUGAACGUGGUCUGUUCCUACGACCCGGUGGGAUACGGUAUCCCGUACAACCAUCUGCUGUUCUCAGACUACCGAGAGCAGCUGGUGGAGCAGGCUCUGCAGGUCCUGAUCGUCACCCUGGAGCACGAGACCGGGUCGGCUGUGAGCGCUGCCCUCCAGGCGCUGGACUCCUCCUCAUCCAAUCCAUCUGAGGAGCUAGAGCCAGCUGGACCUGACAACCUCUUUGUGAAUUACCUCUCGAGGAUUCACAGGGAGGAGGAUUUGAGUUUCGUCCUCCGAGGUUUUGCUCAGCUGCUCAACAACCCUCUGAUCCAGACGUACCUUCCACGAUCCACCAAGAAGAUCCACUUCCACCAGGAGCUGCUAAUUCUGUUCUGGAAGUUCUGCGAUUUUAACAAAAAAUUCCUGUUCUUCGUCCUAAAGAGCAGCGACGUCUUGGAGAUGCUGGUUCCCAUCCUGUUCUACCUGAACGAUGCCAGAGCAGAUCAGUCUCGCGUGGGCCUCAUGCACAUUGGCGUGUUCAUCCUGCUGCUGCUGAGCGGAGAGAGGAACUUUGGUGUUCGACUGAAUAAACCGUACACGCUCCGUGUCCCCAUGGACAUUCCUGUCUUUACAGGAACCCACGCAGACCUGCUCAUAGUGAUUUUUCACAAAAUAAUUACCUGUGGACACCAGCGUCUCCAUCCUCUGUUUGAUUGCCUGCUCACCAUAAUUGUAAACAUUUCACCCUACCUAAAGAGCCUGUCAAUGGUGGCUGCCAACAAGCUGCUCCACCUGCUGGAGGCCUUCUCCACGCCCUGGUACCUCCUAUCUGCACCUCAGAACCACAACCUGGUCUUCUUCCUGCUGGAGGUCUUCAACAACAUCAUCCAGUAUCAGUUUGAUGGCAACUUCAACCUAGUGUAUGCCAUCAUUCGUAAGAGGAACGUUUUCCACCAGCUAGCCAACCUGCCCACGGAUGAGGCAUCCAUUCAGAAAACUUUGCAGAAGAAGAAGAACAAGUCUGGGAUCUCCCGCCUAAACUCCACAGAUGGCGAGUCCAUGGAGGGUUCCAGACCUGCUGCACCUGCUGAGCCCGGGACACUCAAAGCCACCUUAGAGGCCACUCCAGGAAUUGAUAAGAUUACGGAGAAGUCUCAGGUAAGCGAAGACGGAACGAUGAUUGCCUUGCCUCGUUCAAGCUCUCCAGCAACACCACCUCACCGUGGUGCCAUCAAUGGAGCCAGCGACACGGAGUCCAACUCAGAAAGAGACAGCGAGGUCUUCACGAGGUCGCAGACAUCAAGAAGUCGAAUAUCGAGCGUCUCAUCUACUGCCGCUUGGACCGCUAAUUCAGGCUGGAUGUUGUCAUGGAAAUCUAGACUUCCUCUGCAAACCAUCAUGCGGCUUCUGCAAGUCUUGGUCCCUCAGGUGGAGAAGAUCUGCAUCGACAAGGGUUUAACAGAUGAGUCAGAGAUCUUGAAAUUCCUGCAGCACGGCACGCUGGUCGGCCUCCUCCCAGUCCCUCACCCCAUCCUGAUCAGGAAGUACCAGGCCAACUCUGGCACUGCCAUGUGGUUCCGGACCUACAUGUGGGGAGUCAUCUACCUACGGAAUGUGGAUCCUCCAAUCUGGUACGAUACGGACAUAAGGCUUUUUGAGAUUCAUAGGAUUUAGAGGAGCUGCUGGAGUUGACCACAACAAGUUCUGCCAGAUGAUCUUUGACCAACUUACUCAAAAAAUAAAGAUUCUCUAAACAUACCUUGAAAGUUCUUCAUUAUGCAAUAAAUCCAACAUGAAAUCA